Molecule: messenger RNA, 1518 nt
Organism: Podospora pseudocomata
Lineage: Eukaryota; Fungi; Ascomycota; Sordariomycetes; Sordariales; Podosporaceae
Exons: 3
Coding region: 55-1509 (484 amino acids)
Molecular function (GO): protein binding
Source: RefSeq, a predicted model, not a curated record
CGUCACUCCUCUCUUCAGUAUUCUUACCAUCUUCGAAACAGCAUCAGCACCACAAUGCAAGGUCUCCUCGGCUUCACACUCUUGGGAAGCUUCGUCUCCUACCUUCAAGGAGCGGCUGCCAGUCCAGCAACUGCCGGUGGCACUGAGAAAAGGAACCCUCUCGGUCUCAGUCUUCCCCCUUUGAUUCCCUCCAUCCCGGGAGUCACUGAGCCCCUGGCUUCCAAUGCACCCCCUCUGCCUAUCCUGCAGCUUCCUACGCCCCCCUUGGCCAGUCCUCCGUUUACUGCCUCCAACAUCAAGCCCAAGAAGAUUGGUUACUUCUGGACUGGUGCUGGUGACAACUUGCACAAGGACUUCCUGGCGACAGUCAGCUUGGAUGAUGACACCUUUGGCACAUUCAUCCAACUCACCGAUGUUCCCACCAGCGGUAAUUCUCCUCAUCAUCUUGGAGCGUCUUAUGACGGCAAGACCUUGAUUGGCGGCGGUCUCUUGUCUUUGCUCAAGACUCAGGAUACUGCCUUUUACUUUGACGUCUCGGACCCGUACCGCCCCAAGUUUGACCACAGCAACCGUGCCAUCUUGUCAUCUAUUGUCGAUGAGAUUCGAGCCAAGCCUGAUGGAGGCUUCUACAUCACCUACAUGGGCUCUGCAGUGGGCACCUCCCCCGGCCGCCUCGUCGAGACCGACGCCCGCGGCAACAUCAUCCACGAGUGGCCCGAAGUCACCGACAUCCCCUCCACCCUCAACAUCCUCGGCCAGCAGUUCUCCCCACACGGCCUCACCGUCGACUACGACAAGCAAAUCGCCCUCACCUCCGACUUUGUCGUCCCCAUCACCAUCCUCAAGCCCACCCUCGGUAUACAAAAGGCCGACACCCUCCGCCUCUUUGACCUUCGCACCCACAAGAUCCUGUCGACAAUCACCAUCCCAGGCGGCCAGGGCAUCCAGGACGUCAAAUUCAUCCCCAACCACCCCGAGACGGCCGCGCUCGCCACCGCCGUCGGCCUCGGCCAAGUCUGGGUCAUCUACCCCUUCCGCACCAAAAACGCCAAGCAAGGCACCGCCGAGCUCCUCUUCGACUUUGGCCCCAAGGCCAAAAACUCAUUGGCCAUCUACUCGGACAUCUCCGACGACGGCAAACUAGCCUACUUCACCUUCACCCUCGGCAACCACGUCGCGGCGCUCGAUAUCUCUGAUCUGAGCAACCCUGUGAGGCUGGACGACCCGAACGAGACCCAGCCUAUCAUCGGCCCUCACUACGUCAAGAUCAGCCCGGAUAAGAAGAACUUGUUGGUCCUUGGGUAUUUUGUCCAGGCGGGGGACAUCUCGGUUGUCAACACGCCUGGUGAUUACAAGGCUCACUGGUUGGAUCUGGACGCGAGCGGCAAAUUUAGCUGGAACAAGACGAUUGAUUUCGAGAGGGAGUUUGCAACCACGAGGGGUGGUGCGAGGCCGCAUAGUGUGGUUAUUUAUGACUUGAGCGAUCCGGCUGAUCCCAAGUAUUAUUGAGUGGCGGAG